Mesorhabditis spiculigera is the source of this 705-nucleotide messenger RNA. Lineage: Eukaryota; Metazoa; Nematoda; Chromadorea; Rhabditida; Rhabditidae. The record is from the annotation of a GenBank genome assembly.
AUGUGGCCCAUCGGCACCUCUUUCAAAAUCACCGGCGAUCCGCUACGCCAAAAUUUCAACACCAACGAGACGGAGAUGUGGAGCGAGCUGCAGCUCUCGCAAUGCAGCGAUCGCGCCGAGGCGACCAUCGGAUUUGUCGAACCACUUCCCGGCGUGAAUUGUACCUAUCUACGAGGGCAAACUGUUAAUUUACAGCAAAAAGCGAUCGAAAUGCCGGCGUGGUACGUGAUCUGCUACAAGAAGAAAGAGUGCUCGAGUUGCAGGGUAGAUGUGAUUUGCGCGAAUGACCUGUCGGCGGCCUGUUCAAAUAUCUCCCUGAUCGGCUCGGCGACGACGUCUACGAAUUCCUCGUUGAAAUAUUGGUAUACGGUGGGCCCAAAAUACCCGUUCGCCGCUAGCAGUAGCGUUCGAGUAUCCGUUAUCCGGCAACGAUCGAUGGAGGUCAUUCGAAGCGAGACCAGGAAAGCGCGGCUGGGCCAUAAAGAACAUCUCCUAUUCGAUGGUCUACUGCCAGCCGAGUGGUACAUUGUCCGCCGAUGUCUCAUCAUUGACCUCCCCGCCUCGCUGACCACAAACCCAGAAUUCGCCUUCGAGGAUGGCCCAAAUAAGAUCUGCGUCGAGGAGGCUUAUCGGACAGCUUCGAGCGCAAAUUCCCACAAAAAGGAGGAGAAGACAACGAAGAAAUUGGGACGAGAAUUCGGUACA